AUGAAAAUUCAGAGUGAGAAAUUCAGAGAUUCACGUGAAAAUGAAAAUUCAGAGCAACGCAAUCAACGUCUUCGUGCAAAUGCAUUAAGACAGCGAGAGAUACGCCAACGAGCGACCAACGAAAACAGAGAACGUAACCAACGGCGAAUGCAAGAUAAUCGAGCAUUGAUACGAGCAUCACUUAAUCGUCUUGCGUUUGAAUAUGAUCCUGAAAUAGACUAUUCGUCACAUGCAUUAAUCUUAAUCGGUAGUAUGGACAACAAGUGUCAAUACUGUCAUGCUUUAAAGUACAAAGGUGAAUCAGCUGGUUUAUGUUGCGCAUCUGGAAAAAUUUCACUUCGACCGUUAAAUCCACCACCGGAAUCUUUGAAAACAUUAUUAGCUGGAGCCACAUCUCAGUCAAAAUUGUUUUUGCGGAAAAUUCGUAAAUUCAAUUCUUGCUUUCAAAUGACAUCAUUUGGAACAACAAAAAUUCUUCAUAAUGAGGAUGGUCAUAAUUUUGAAUCUACAUUUAAGAUUCAAGGUCAAGUGUACCACCAAAUUGUUUCAUUGCUUCCAAUGCCUAAUGUCGAUCCAAAAUUCUUACAAAUUUACUUUAUGGGCGAUGAGGAGCUACAAACUCAUACACGGUGCGUAUACAACCAUAUAGAGCAGAUGGAGGAACGAGAAAUUGUGAACAUUUUGGAAACGUUCUUGCACAACCAUAACCAUUUGAUGCGAUUGUUCAAGACUCUUUCCAACAAACUGCAAAACGACAACUACGGCAUUGUUAUUAAAGCAGACAAAGUGCCCUAUGGAAAGUACGCAGGCACAUAUAAUGUUCCAACUGUUAAUGAAGUUGCAGUUGUUAUGGCUGGUAACCCAUGUGAACGUCGAGAUAUUCGCAUACAACGCAGAGAUAAUACAAUACAAAUAAUUCAAGACAAUCAUCGUUCUUACGACGCACUGCAAUAUCCGUUGAUAUUUUGGGAAGGAGAAGAUGGAUAUCAUUUAAAUAUUAAACAAAGGAAUCCAACAACAGGUGAAGAACUAAUCAAGAAAGUUAGUGCGAUGAACUUCUACGCAUACCGGUUGAUGAUUCGUGAAAAUGAAGAUAAUAACAUUCUCCGAUGCAGACAGCUAUUUCAUCAGUACAUUGUUGAUAUGUAUGUAAAAAUCGAAAGUGAGAGAUUGCGUUAUAUAAAAUUUAAUCAAGCGAAACUUCGUUCUGAAGAGUACAUUCAUUUGCGUGACGCCAUAAUCGGUAACGUAGAUGCAACGAAUGAUAUCAACAACAUCGGUACCGCAUAUAUUCUUCCAUCAUCAUACAUUGGUAGUCCGCGUCAUAUGCAAGAAUAUAUUCAAGACGCCAUGACUUACGUACGCGCAUACGGCCGACCAGAUCUUUUUAUCACAUUUACGUGUAAUCCAAACUGGGAUGAAAUUAAAAAUUUGCUGUUAUCAGGUCAAACAUCGAUGCAUCGCCAUGAUAUCAUUGCACGUGUGUUCAAACAAAAAUUGAAAUCUCUGAUGAAAUUGAUUACACAUCACUCGGUAUUUGGUGAAACACGAUGUUGGCUUUAUUCUGUUGAAUGGCAAAAACGAGGUUUACCUCAUGCGCAUAUUUUGAUUUGGUUGGUGGACAAAGUACGCCCAGAAGAAAUUGACAAAAUUAUUUCAGCGGAAAUUCCAAAUCCGAAUGUUGAUCAAGAAUUGUUUGACAUUGUGACUACUAAUAUGAUCCAUGGUCCAUGUGGUUCUCUCAACAUGACGUCACCAUGUAUGGAUAAUGGAAAAUGUACGAAACGUUUUCCUAAACCAUGUCAAACUGACACUAUCACCAAUAUCGAUGGUUAUCCAUCUUACCGUCGUAGAGAUGUAGACAAUGGCGGUCAAUCAUAUGAAUUGCGUCUAUCAAACGGUGUAAGAGUUGACAUCGAUAAUCGCUGGGUGGUUCCAUACUCACCAUUGCUGUGCAAAACCUAUAAAGCACACAUAAACGUUGAGUUAUGCAGUUCGGUGAAGUCUAUCAAGUACAUUUGUAAGUACGUUCAUAAGGGCAGUGAUAAAGCUAUAUUUGCUGUUCAAAAUGUAAAUAAGAAUGACGAAAUAACACAUUAUCAAAUGGGACGAUACAUAAGUAGUAAUGAAGCUAUUUGGCGAAUUUUUACAUUUCCUAUACAUGAAAGGGAUCCUGCUGUUGUACAUUUGGCUGUGCAUCUUGAAAAUGGACAGCGUGUUUAUUUCACAGAACAGAAUGCACUAACAACAAGCUUUAAAAACUCCAGAAACAACUCUUACUGA
Parasteatoda tepidariorum (common house spider) is the source of this 2283-nucleotide messenger RNA. RefSeq lists its product as uncharacterized. The record is from RefSeq and is a predicted model, not a curated record. NCBI's taxonomy places the organism in Eukaryota, Metazoa, Arthropoda, Arachnida, Araneae, Theridiidae.